AUGGCCUACCCACAAGACUCUAUACCAAAUCUAUUGCUUCACCAUCUUAGCAUCAAAAGAGCCAUCCAGGUCUUGAGGAUAAACAACUUUGAACCAAACUGUCUGCGGAGACGACCAUCUGACGAGAAUAGCUUCGCCCCCUCAGAGGUUCAGCAGUGGACCAAUCACCGUGUGAUGGAGUGGCUGCGCUCAGUGGACCUGGCCGAGUACGCCCCCAAUCUCAGAGGCAGUGGUGUCCACGGGGGCCUCAUGGUUCUGGAACCUCGUUUUAAUGUAGAAACAAUGGCUCAGUUAUUGAACAUUCCACCAAAUAAGACUUUGUUGCGGAGACAUUUGGCCACUCAUUUCAACCUUCUGAUUGGUGCAGAGGCCCAACAGCAGAAGCGCGAUGCCAUGGAGUUACCAGAUUAUGUCCUUUUCACAGCUACCGCCAAAGUGAAGCCAAAGGAAUUAACCUUCAGCAAUUUUGGGAAUCUGAGAAAAAAGAAACAGGAAGAUGGUGAAGAAUAUGUUUGUCCAAUGGAAUUGGGACAGACUUCAGGAAAUUGA
This is a messenger RNA of Elephantulus edwardii (Cape elephant shrew), 549 nucleotides long. Its product is annotated as liprin-beta-1-like. The transcript is spliced from 2 exons. The coding region runs from base 1 to 549 and encodes 182 amino acids. The record is from RefSeq and is a predicted model, not a curated record. Lineage: Eukaryota; Metazoa; Chordata; Mammalia; Macroscelidea; Macroscelididae. Gene Ontology annotation, molecular function: protein binding. Gene Ontology annotation, biological process: neuromuscular junction development. Gene Ontology annotation, cellular component: presynaptic active zone.